Molecule: messenger RNA, 1899 nt
Organism: Scheffersomyces stipitis CBS 6054
Lineage: Eukaryota; Fungi; Ascomycota; Pichiomycetes; Serinales; Debaryomycetaceae
Exons: 2
Source: RefSeq, a predicted model, not a curated record
GUGGACUUGGUAUUAUCCGAAACAGACCAGAACUUCUUAGUGGAAACAGUUCCAGAUCUGAUUCUUCAGGACAAAGUAUCCUAUCUUGUAUCUCUAUGGGAAGCAGCAAAAUUCGACUACAAAAUUGACGAUAGUAUUCUCAGUGAUGGAAAUGAUCAAUCUGAAAAAGUAGCUGCCUUCAACAGCGAAAUCAACCUGAAAGUCCAUGAAGUGGUUGUAGGCUCCAGUUUCCUGAACGUUAUCGAUACUUUGGCUUCUACUAGGAUCGACCAGCUUCUGGAGAUAGAUCUCGAAUUCUUCAACAGAAUAUCUGUAGUUCUUGAUGUUCUCGUCUUUCUUGUUCUAAAUGGCCAUCAAUUUACCAAACAGAUUUUAUACGACAGCUUAUCGCGCAUUCUGCGAUUCUUACUCUCCAUUUCGACUUCACAAGUGGAUAUCUUCUGGUGGUACUUGGAGUCACGAGAACUUCUUUUCCAAGAACGAGUCUUUGACAGAACAGCCACUAGCGAUAGAAUUGCCGUUCUUGACCUAUGCAAUUCGCUUACAGACAAAUUCAUCUUCAAGGACUCUCGGGGAAAAAGCGACACCUACAAAAAGGAUAGUUUCAACGACAAGUUCCAGUACCGAGUGAGAGUAUUCAUCACCAACAUCUUUGCAUUUGAAGACAACACCGGUUUGAACAAGUACUUCCAUAUCGCUAACCGUUCUAUCUAUGAAGUAAAAACUAAAUCGCAGUUUGUGGAAGACUUGAUGGCCAUAGAAAAGUUGUUCAACGACCCAUACUACUACUUGAAAAAGUCCAACAGUAAGGAAUUGUCUCGUCUCAUGGAUAGACUCAUUAAUGUCUAUGAGUACAUCAAGGAAAUGGAACUUGAUUUCCAGAAAAAGCUCCGCAUAGAUCAGUUUCUAGUACCAGAGCCACGUUCUGAAGCUGACAAAGAGUACUUGCUGAAAAAGUACUCUAGAGUAUUGUACUUCCCGGAGGCUUACUUCAAGUCAGCAUUCACUGUAGGAAAUAAGUCGACGCAUGAGCUUCAAGUAGAAGACAGAGAAUUCUUUACUGACCAGUUUGAGACGUCCUCCAUCAGGCUCCAAUACUUAGUGAAGAUCUUUAUCAUUGCCAAUUUGUACUUUGAGCUUAUUCCUCGUAACAAAGAUGACUUCAUCAAGUCAAUAGGUGCCCCCACGAAUGUCAAGCACAUCACCGAUGACUCGGUUCCUGAUGCACAUAAGGGAGUUCUAUACAAAAUCAAGAAAGAUAUGUUUGCUUCUUUCAAAUCAGUAGAUACAGCCUUUUCGUUUCUAAUUCAGCAUAUAACUGUAGGAGAAACGUUCUGGUGGAGUUGGUUGAUUUAUGGCAAAGAUCACACUGGUAAGCCGUUGUUUGCAGACAGACGGGUAGCAAAAGAAGAGUUGCAAGAGGUAAAGGAGAAAUCUGAAAAGUUGUUCCCCUAUAAGAACAAGAAGUACUUCAACACCUAUGUGACUCCCCUGGCUACGAGAAUGAUGAAAGUUCAAAGGGACAUGAAUAAGUUGGCGCACAGGCAGGACACUGAGGAGUCCAUCUCUCACAUUGAUCAAAGUUUUGCUGCAAUAACUUCCAAUAUUGAAGACGAGUUCAAUCCGGUAAAAAAGGAAGAACUCCUUGAAAAGCGAAACUCGCUUAUUUGGAAAAGAUUGAAACUCCAGCGUAGAACUAGAUGGCUUCAGUUUGGAUCAUUAUUGACUAAGGAGAUGUUGGACGAGGGAAAAGAAGAAGAAGUAGUAGAAGAACAGAAUGAAGACGUAGAUGUUAAGGAGGAAAGAGAAGAAGAAGUUAAGGAACAAAAAGAGGAACAAAAAGAGGAACAAAAAGAAGAAAUAGGAGAAGAACCAAAUGAAGAUGUACAAGAUGACGUA